Molecule: messenger RNA, 622 nt
Organism: Solanum tuberosum (potato)
Lineage: Eukaryota; Viridiplantae; Streptophyta; Magnoliopsida; Solanales; Solanaceae
Exons: 2
Coding region: 10-441 (143 amino acids)
Molecular function (GO): hydrolase activity, hydrolyzing N-glycosyl compounds
Source: RefSeq, a predicted model, not a curated record
GUGUUUGCAAUGAACCAGUCUGAUCCUGUUUUCUCUGCAGUUGGUGACUGCAAGUACAGCAAGGUUAUACCACAAGGAAGUGGUGGAUUUCUCGACUCAGACACUCUUUACGGAUUAUCUCGUUCUUUGCCUCGAAGUCCUCGCAGAUAUACAGCGGAAAAUUCAGUGAAAUUUGGAGCUCCUAGGGACACUGAUCAUCCUGAACUCAGACAACCUCUGGCACUAGAAGUAUGGGAGUCAGUAGUGAAAUCACUUGAUCCAGGAUCCAAGGUUACCAUUUUAACCAAUGGUCCAUUGACCAACAUAGCAAAGAUUGUUCUCGCAGGCAAAAAUAUGACCAACGCCAUCCAGGCAAGUGUUACUUCUAUCCUUAUGAUCUUACGAGAGAUAAUCAAUGCAGGAUUACUCAUUCAAGAAUCAAUAUUAAUAUGGCUAUCCUGAGCCAAGCAUGACAUCCUAGCUAGCUGCAUAUCGUUUCCUAAUACCUUGGCAGCCUAAGUCAGUUGCAAUGUCACAUCAACACAUUUCUAUAUCACUCAACUGCAACGAUUGUUGUUUGAGUUUACAGCUCGAGAUAUCCAUAAUAGACAUUCCUAAGUGAAAAAACUCUUUCUUUUGAAUU